Messenger RNA from Nerophis ophidion (straightnose pipefish), 2751 nucleotides. Its product is annotated as kelch-like protein 9. Gene Ontology annotation, biological process: protein ubiquitination; regulation of cytokinesis. Gene Ontology annotation, molecular function: ubiquitin-protein transferase activity; cullin family protein binding. The transcript is spliced from 11 exons. Bases 202 to 2274 code for a protein of 690 amino acids. NCBI's taxonomy places the organism in Eukaryota, Metazoa, Chordata, Actinopteri, Syngnathiformes, Syngnathidae. Gene Ontology annotation, cellular component: Cul3-RING ubiquitin ligase complex. The record is from RefSeq and is a predicted model, not a curated record.
UGAAGCUCGCUGCAAGAAGACGCGCAGCAGCAACCUCACUCACUCGCUCUCGCACUAACUAACCUACACGACAUUUUGUACUCGGGCGGCGAGUUCAAGAGCGUAAGGCUGGAGGGAAGUCUGGGGUCCGCUCUGCUCAGAAGGAUUUCUGCCAGGAAGUCUCACCAGCGGAGUGACAGUCCUCCGCCCCAGCACGACCACAUGGGAGUCGGAGAUGAUGGAGGGCCAGGAAGGCUGAGUCGCAGGUUUUCCCGCUUCAGCGGCAGGUAUCAGUCCAGAGCAGCACCUCAGCCCGACAGACCUGCGGCUCAACAAGAUGACAGGGUUCCUCAACCAGUCCCCGCUCCGUCUCCAGCACCGGAUCCACCGCAAGUUCCGUCGCCGGCCCCGCUGCCUCCUCCUCUCACCCCUGCCAAGGAAGUUCCUCCCAAACAGCCGGAUGUACUUACCAAGCCCAAACUGCCCCCGCGACCUUUGUGCAAGGUGUUUAGUAGUUCUGAGCACGGAUCUGCUGUGCUGAAGGGUCUGGACGUUUUCCGGGGACACGACAUCCUGUGUGAUGUUAUUUUGGUUCCGGGAGACAGUCAGGAAAGAUUCCCCGUGCACAGAGUCAUCAUGGCCUCAUCCAGCGACUACUUCAAAGCCAUGUUCACAGGAGGUAUGCGGGAGCAGGAGAUGAGAGAGAUCAAGCUUCACGGGGUCACGGAGUUAGGGUUGAAGAACAUCCUGGACUUCAUCUACACGUCCAAAGUCAGCCUGGACAUGAGCAACCUGCAGGAGACUCUGGAAGCUGCAAACUUCCUGCAGGUCAUGCCGGUUCUUGCCUUCUGCAACGAGCUUCUGAGCAGCGAGGUCACUGUGGAUAACUGCGUGGAGGUGGAGAGCAUUGCUUCUGACUUACUUCUAGAGGAUGUGCAGAAGAACAUUGCCACGUUUGUGAGUCACAACCUGUCGGCCCUGGUGGAGAGUGGUCGCUACCUGCAACUCUCAGAGAAGACCAUAGCCGGCGCUCUGGCCAGCAACUCCCUGAAGGGCUUCUCCGAAAUGGAGCUCUACCACAUCGCCAAAGGGUGGCUGGGUCAUCAGCCCGCCAAACGCAACUCCUUCGUCCACGCGCUGAUGCGUCACAUUCGCUUCCCGCUGAUGAGCCCCUGCGAGCUGAUCCAGAUCUCCCAGGAGGAGGAGGAAGACGGCCGCAACUCCCUGAUGCGUUCCGACACCUCCUGCGUGAACCUCCUGCUGGAGGCCAGCAACUACCAGAUGAUGCCCUUCAUGCAACCGGCUCUGCAGAGCGAGCGCACGCAGAUCCGCUCGAACGCCACGCACAUCGUGGCGCUGGGGGGCGUGAUGCGUCAGCAGCUGGUGGUGAGCCGUGAGCUGAGGAUGUACGACCAGAACACAGGCCACUGGAGAGCCCUGAAGCCCAUGGAGGUGCCGUGCUACCAGCACGGCGUGGCUCUCCUGGGUGGCUUUCUGUUCAUUGUCGGAGGUCAGAGCACAUAUGACACCAAGGGGAAGACGGCCAUCGACAGCGCCUACCGCUACGACCCGCGCUUCAACGUCUGGCUUCAGAUUGCUUCGCUCAAUGAAAAGAGGACCUUCUUUCACCUCUGCGCCCUGCGGGAGAAACUGUACGCCGUUGGCGGCAGAAACGCAUCUGGCGAAAUCAACACGGUGGAGUGCUACAAUCUGAAGAAGAACCAGUGGACGUUUGUGAGCAACAUGAUGGAGUCUCACUACGGACACGCUGGGACCGUCCACGGGGACCUUAUGUACAUCUCAGGCGGCAUCACGCACGACACCUUCCAGAAGGAGCUGUGGUGCUACGAGCCGGCGACGGACGCGUGGCGGCGCAGGGCCGACAUGACGGAGCUGCGGGGGCUGCACUGCAUGUGCACGGUGGGCGACCGGCUCUACGUGAUGGGCGGCAACCACUUCCGCGGCAGGAGCGACUACGACGACGUGCUGGGCUGCGAGUGCUACAGCCCCGCCGCCGACCAGUGGACCGUGGUGGCGCCCAUGCCCCGGGGUCAGAGCGACGUGGGCGUGACCGUCUUCCAGGGCCGCGUCUAUGUGGUGGGCGGGUACUCGUGGAACAGCAGGUGCAUGGUGGACAUUGUGCAGCGCUACGACCCCGAGGCCGACGUCUGGGCCCGCGUCUUCGACGUCCUGGAGCCGCUGGGGGGGAUCCGCGCCUGCACCAUGACUGUUCAUCUCCCGGAGAACGCCGUGGACGAGGCUCAGAUCCAGGCCGGGCCGUUGCCUACGGCCUAACAUCCAGAACUCGCAUGGUACCAGGAAUGUGACCUUGUACUCUUUUUGAAAGCCCCCGUCUCCCAAACCAUGCGUUUGGACUUUGAGUCAUGAGUUGUACUUUUAGUUGCAUUUUAGUUUCAGCUGUGUCAUCGACCAAUCAGCGGCAACCUUCACAUGCAUCAUCAAGCCAAUCAGCUGUGACCUGCCUUCAGGGUCAGUCCCCUCUGCGUCGGUCGGUUCAACUCCACUUCCACCAGUCAUUCACGUAAACUUCGUCUUUUGUUGCGCCCUAAAAAGUGUUUAUACUGUAAGUAUUAAGCACUAGCUGUUUGAUUGUAACGUGCAUCUCAGUUGUAGUUUUUAUUAAUUAAAUUCAACCGAUACAGUACCAAUUCGAGCUUCCUGGGAAAUCGAUACGAGUAACAAUUUUCGGUACUCUUGUAUUAAUUGUUUUUUUUUUUUUUAAAUAAAAUCUCAUUUUUAUUGCAACCUUUA